This is a messenger RNA of Marchantia polymorpha subsp. ruderalis, 1925 nucleotides long. NCBI's taxonomy places the organism in Eukaryota, Viridiplantae, Streptophyta, Marchantiopsida, Marchantiales, Marchantiaceae. The record is from the annotation of a GenBank genome assembly.
CUAGAUGUACCUCCUCUGAUAUCCAUGGCUUGGUCAUUUGUUGGACAUGGCCUGUGACGAAAUUGCGGUAGGAUUACCCAGUGGCAAUACGGACAGGAAUAUCUCUCUUCAACGUCUCUCCCUCCCCAAUUUCUACAAGUCAGUGUGAGUUCAUUGUAUCGUGUUACUACACUGCUGGUGCUUCACAUCUUCACGACAUCGUCAAGCGCGUCGGAACGGGUGAACAUUUGAGCAAUAGAAGUUGUUGCCGAAUUUGAGUCUGGUUUGAGGGUUUCUUCGGGUCCGUCGCCACUAUGACGGGUAUGGUAUCAAAUUGCCUCCCAGGGAUUGUAAGUGCAUCAGGGAUCUCAACCUGCGCCAAUGGCUUGUCCGACACAGCGUGUACGUCUGCUUUGGGUUUCAGAAACAGCAGGUUUUCGGGUACGAACCUGGCAGUGAACGGAGGCAUCAAGCGUGGUUUCUCGAGGUUGCAGUGUGUAGCUUCUCUCAGUGCUCCGAGGGCGAAGGAUUUGCUAGCUGAGGCAGAGGAGCGUUGGCAGCGAGCUUUGGAUAGUCCUCUAGAGGGUGUUCCUUUCACUUACGAGGAAUUUGCAGAUGCUCUUUCCAAAUACGAUUUUAGUUUUGAGAUUGGUGACCUGGUGAGAGGUGUCGUGUUCAAAACUGAUUUCAAUGGCGCACUCAUCGAUAUUGGCGCGAAGGCAUCAGCAUAUCUGCCCCUCUCGGAGUCCUGUAUCCACAAGGUGAAGAAUGUUGAAGAAGUUGGUCUCCAUCCAGGUACUGAGGAAGAGUUCAUGAUUGUCCAAGAAGACGAUGACAAUGGUCGCGUUAUUGUGAGUCUACGAAAGUUGCAGUAUGAUAUAUCCUGGGAGCGCUGCAGACAACUACAAGCAGAUGACUGUCCCGUGAGGGGCAAAGUUCUCUCUGCCAAUCGGGGUGGGCUCGUAGUCCGAGUGGAGGGUCUCAGAGGAUUUGUGCCAUUCUCUCAAAUCUAUUCCGGAAUGAAUCAGGAAGAUAUGGUAGAUAAAGAGCUACCUCUCAAGUUCAUCGAGGUAGAUGAGGAAAGAACAAGGCUCGUCUUGAGUAACCGGAAGGCUUUGGCUGCAACUCAGUUGGGUGUCGGAAUUGGUUCUGUUGUUGUCGGGACAGUUCAAUCUGUGAAGCCCUAUGGGGCUUUUGUGGAUAUAGGCGGAACCAGUGGAUUGUUGCACAUCAGUCAGAUUAGUCACGACCGUAUCACCACCGUUGAAAAUGUUCUUCAACCUGGUGAUAAGUUGAAGGUAAUGAUAUUGAGUCAGGACCGAGACAGGGGAAGAAUAAGUCUAUCUACCAAGAAGUUGGAGCCAACACCUGGUGACAUGCUGAGAAACCCAGCGCUCGUUUAUGAAAAGGCUGAUGAAAUGGCUAAGACAUUUCGCCAAAGAGUAGCUCAAGCCGAGGCGGCAGCCCGGGCCGAAGAAUUGCGAUUGCAGAAGGAGGGUGGUUUUGGCCUCAGAGAUCUAGCAGCCCCAGCCGUGGAUGCGCUUGGCUUGAAUGAGCUCGACCUGGAUGACAUCCCUCCAGCUGAGGAGGAUUAAGUGUACAGUUACUAGUAGAGGCGUAUGAAUAUCAGUUGAUUAAACGCAUGAUCAGGUUCAAGUCCUAUUUAGGCCACGGUGUUGGAUUUGGUAGGCGACGUUGAGAGUUAAAUAGGUGCCGUUGCCUAUUAUUCCUGUAACUUAUUUUUUUAAGCAAUUUUACGGAAACUUGAGAACUUUACUGGUGAGAAGUAUGUGAUUCGUUCAUUUGGUGGGGGCGUAGAAUGCUACCAUAUUUCAGUAGAUGUUAGUCUUAACAUUUAUACAGUGACAAUCCGAAGUCGAUUAGCGGUUGAGUACCCCAUUCUUGUCGAAGGUGAGGACAUUAUAUUGAGAAGGGAAAGAAACAGC